GAGGAAAUUUUAUAUGCAAUGUGUGUAUUAUCCACAUGUAAAUUCUUCUUUCGUGGCAACGUUAUGGCAUAUAUUUUAACAUUGAAAUUAAUAAAUAUUAAAUAAUAAAAUAUUCAAAAAAUGCAAAAUUUUCAAAUAUGAUAUUUAAAUAUAAUCUAAUACAAUUACAUCUUUCAGUUAUAUAAAACGUAUGCUUUUAUUUGAAAUUUCUUCGAGCUUUUCGACGAAGUUAAUAAAUGAAUCAAUAGCAAAUAUGUGUGUCAAAAUAAAUUUUACAAAUGUAUUUUAAAAUACCAAAAAUACCAAAAAUAUCUUCGCGUACGGAGCACAAAGUUAUUCCUUUUGUAUAUACAUAUCAGAAAAUAUUCUCUUUCUACAGUAAUAUUCAGUUCAUACAUGAAAUUAUCGUUAUCGUGUAAAAUCUAGUAUAUUACUGGCCAAUUCUGCGUAAAUAUGGUAGGAAAUAAAAACGUUUAUAGUUCCUAGAUUCGAUCGAAAAUAACGGGACAAUCUUUUGAAACUGAUGAAUUGAAGAUAAAAAAAAAAGAAAGUAAAAUUCAGAGCAUAAUAUUAAGAUUUUGCACUUCGCAACGACAGAUUCUUAAAUUAGCCAAGAGUUCCGUUAACCUCGAUCUCGCUGACCUGAAUAUAAUAACUGCAUUAGUCGAACAACUUAAACUGUUGCGCAUGUCGCUGAAAUUCACAUCUUUCAGUUUUGCAUAUUUACUUCCGAAAUUGUUCGACAAUUAUGCGAAAUUAGGAACUGUGAUCCUUGCAGGUAUCACGGUGUUCCCUUUGCACUGUUUCGUGAUUUCCUACAGAAGAGAAAAUCAACGGCAAUACGAAUUAAAAGCAGCUACAGACUCCGACUGUAAAAUGUGGAUCGAUGCUAUACGAGAAGCUAGUUUCAACAAAUUGCGAUUGCAAAAGGAAGAGCUCGAGCAAAAGCAUCUACACCUGUUGCAGAUUGUUGAGAGCGAGAAGACAGCUAAGUGGCAGUAUACACAGCAAUGCGAGGAGCUCAUGUCAGAAAUAAAGAAGCUCCGAGCAGAAUUGUGUGCCUUGAAAAAGGAGUUGAGGCCUGCAGCUUCGUCAUACACAAGCAAGCCGAAAGUUCAAAGGACCAUGUCCCAAGGUACUGGCAGUUUAUACAUGUCAGGAUCUCUUUUUGGGUCCGAUGAACACGAUUCGGUAGUUACGUCGUUUGGACUACGAAAUAUUACCGAGACCGAGAUGCAGAAAAUUAAAAAGGUUCAAAGCUUCUUGAGAGGAUGGCUGUGCCGCAGGCGCUGGAAACAGAUCGUCGAGCAAUACAUUAAAAGCCCUCAUGCUGAGAGUAUGCGCAAGCGGAACAGCUUAGUGUUUCAAAUGGUGGAAACUGAAGAAGAAUAUACAGAACAAAUGGAGAUAUUAGUAAGCUGUUUCUUGAGGCCUUUUAAGAUGGCCGCUAGUUCAAAGAAACCCCCUUGUAGCCACGAGGAUGUGAAUAGCAUAUUUUUGAAUAGCGAAACAGUAUUAUUCCUUCACCAGAUCUUCCUAAAAGGUCUCAUUUCUCGUAUGGAGAACUGGCCUACUUUAGUUUUAGGAGAUUUGUUCGAUAUGUUACUGCCAAUGUUAUCAAUUUAUCAAGAAUACGUCAGAAACCAUCAUUACAGUCUUCAAGUGUUAACUGAAUGCAAGCAAUCAUCACCUGCAUUCGCUGCAAUGCUUAUUAGAUUGGAGAACAAGAUCUCUUGCGGAGGACGUUCACUGGAGACCUUUUUAACGUAUCCUAUGCAUCAGAUUCCAAGAUAUAUUAUUACACUGCACGAAUUAUUGGCGCAUACUCCCCACGAUCACGUUGAACGGAAAAGUUUAGAAAACGCGAGGCAACAAUUGGAACAUUUAUCGAGACAAAUGCACGACGAGGUCAGUGAAACAGAAAACUUACGAAAAAAUUUGGCCGUAGAACGAAUGAUCGUGGAAGGCUGUGAUAUUUUACUCGAUGUCAAUCAAGUAUUUGUAAGACAGGGUACUCUCAUUCAAAUAUUAGACAAGCCAAGAGGAGCACGUAGUAGAUUUAGCGCGACAUUCGGUGGGAAAAGUAGUGAUAAGGAAGCAGUCAGACAGUGCUUCCUCUUUUCCAAACACUUGUUAUUAACGACACGUCAAUCGGGCGACGACGGUCGUCUGAAUCUUAUUCCACAAGUCGGGAAAAUACCACUUUCCGAUGCAGUGUUAGUGGAAGACCCUAACGAACAGAGCAUUGCGGAUGAUGACGAGCUGUCAAUGUGUUCGAUAUCCAGUGGUGUAAGUGAAAGUAGCGGGAUUGGUAGUGCAAGUGUCAAUACACAACUGCAGAACCGUGACUUCAAAAUUAUAUUCGAUGUAAAAUCCGGCGGACCUCAAUUUACCGUGCACCUCGUAGCUCCUACUAUUCAGGAGAAAGCUGCUUGGAUAAGCGAUAUCAGUCACUGUAUGGACAACGUUCAUUUGAACGAUUUACUUCAAGGCUUGUGGUCGGACACUAGUUCUGUCACAAUGCCUGAAGCUAUCGAAAACGACCCGAAAUUAUUCAAUGACGACGUGGAUAUCAAGUUCAGUAAGACUUUAAAUUCCUGCAAGAUCCCGCAAGUUCGAUUAGCCACACCUGAACGUCUACUUCAACGUCUGAUGGAUCUGAGAUUCCUCAGUAUCGAUUAUCUCAAUACGUUUCUGAUAACUUAUCGAGUGUUCAUCGAUAGUGUCACUGUGUUAGAAACCUUGAAGAAAGCGCUUUAUGAGGCUGAGCCACCGGAUGUUGAGAUGCCCAUUGGUUCUCUCGUAUCUUUAGACGCCUUGGGUGGAAACACGACAGACUCGCAACUGCAGAUGGACGAUAAGAAACGAAGCAUCCUUUUACCACGAAAAGCUAGUGGAGCUAGUUCAGUUUCUGGAUAUGGAUCCGAAAUAAGUGAAAGUCAUGAAACAAAAAGUCAUGGUUCCGGUGAUUCUAGCAGCGGUGGACAUACACUUAAUUCAAAGGGAUAUUGGCGCAGUGGUGGAUAUAAAAAAGUAGAUGAAGAGCAACAAUUAAGCUUGAUUUCGGAGACACCUUCAAUUAUGAAACGAAGUCCUACUAUACAAUCGUGUACUGCGUCCGUUGGUUCUCAAUCCCCGGCAGUGCCACGAAAAAUCAACAUUUGCGUGGACAAAGAAAAGAAAGAAGAAGACGAUGGCCGUCAUUUAACAGUACCAAAAGUCAUUGCUGUUUCGUCGAGCUCUGAGACUCUUACGGAUAAUACGAUAAUGAGUGCACCUUCCUCGCCAAGCAACCUUAGUUCCGUUACACUGGUUGGAUCAACUGGUUCCGGAUUAGAUCGCAGUCCACAAGAUGGUACUUAUCGAUCUGUUUCCAAAGAAACGGACACACCAGUGGCAACUGGUCUCCCAAAAGAAGACGGGCAAUUUACUUACGAGCAUCUCGAGUCUGAAGCAUCGACAGAAACAGAGGAGAAAACGCCCACAGAAAGUCCUGUAACGCCAAAGGCGAAAUCCGCUGAAAUAACCGAAAGUAAAACAAGCAAAGAAGAGAGAGAGAAACAACCAGCAAAAGAACCUGAAAGUGACAGUCCAUCUGUGCAGACUCCUCAAAAAUCAACGCAAAAUCAACAGAAUCAACAAAGAUACCAACAUAGAGCAUCCAUUGUCUCUGCUCCUGCGGCUACUGCAAGAAGUAGUUCAAUCUCUACGAUAACUGGAGUAUGUCGAAAAAUGGUUUCUUUAAUAUUUAAU
Heterotrigona itama is the source of this 3753-nucleotide messenger RNA. NCBI's taxonomy places the organism in Eukaryota, Metazoa, Arthropoda, Insecta, Hymenoptera, Apidae. The record is from the annotation of a GenBank genome assembly.